AUGGCUGAAUUCGAACCCUUUCCAGUCUCCAACUUCUUCGACAAAUCAGACCUCCCCUCCCACUCCGAUCGUCCAUUCAUACCCUAUUGGGCCCGGUGUCAUACACAGCGCGCGCAAAAUCUCCUCGACUGCACCGACGAACCGAUCGAAUACGACCACGACGACGAGGAUUACAGCGACAACUGCUUCUUCUUCCCAGAAGACUGCUCGUGGACACCCCCGAAAGAGUCGGUUGUUGAGGCGCAUUUCAAAGCCCUCAAGGAGAAAUCCGAUACUACACUGCGAGCACCUACACGGACCGUCCCAGACGCUACCGGCAGCAUGAUUCCCGGGCUUCCUGAUAUCAAGAUGCUCGACUCGGAGGCGCUGGGUGAUUUGCUGGAGGACAACUUGUCCCCGCCAGAGAUUAACACAAUUCUCGUGUUUGCAACAAACGGCGCGGUGUUUGCCUACGGAUCUACCCUGUCAUCCCGCCAACUACGAAACCUAAGCGCCACCUACGGUGCUGCCUACACGUGCUACGCAAAGACCGCCUCCAGCGGGAAUCUAACUGGUGUCAACCCCGCAAGCCAUCCGUCCUCCUACGUAACAGCCCAGUCCAUGUCCCUCGGUGACGUGGGCUCAAUCGUCUUCGAGCUCGACGACUCGGUAGCCGUGGUAACACGGAUUGCUGACAAAGUUCUGCUGGCCGCCGUCGGCCCUUCUAAGCCGGAUGCUAGCACGGCAAAUGGGAAUGGUGAUAUCGGGGGAGAUGGAGCCGUAGCGGGCGAUCUGAGCAACGGCACUGCUUCGGACGGCUUAGGAGACGGCCACCGCACUCCAACCGCACCACCAUCACCCAACCCUCCGCCGCGUGAUGGAAACGAGACGCAACAUGAGAUAGAUCGAAGUGCAGACCUGGCACGACUGGCAAGCUUGAACCUUUCCGCCUCACCAUCUGUCUUGCUUGCCUUGGAGUCGAAAUGCGCCGCGCUGGGAAGAUUCUUGGGAUCAAAACUGGACGAUUUAGACAGCCCGGAGGACUUCUAA
Penicillium manginii is the source of this 1029-nucleotide messenger RNA. RefSeq lists its product as uncharacterized. The transcript has 2 exons. Lineage: Eukaryota; Fungi; Ascomycota; Eurotiomycetes; Eurotiales; Aspergillaceae. The coding region runs from base 1 to 1029 and encodes 342 amino acids. The record is from RefSeq and is a predicted model, not a curated record.